Molecule: messenger RNA, 2592 nt
Organism: Magnolia sinica
Lineage: Eukaryota; Viridiplantae; Streptophyta; Magnoliopsida; Magnoliales; Magnoliaceae
Product: pentatricopeptide repeat-containing protein At1g31920
Exons: 1
Coding region: 595-2403 (602 amino acids)
Biological process (GO): RNA modification
Molecular function (GO): RNA binding; protein binding; zinc ion binding
Source: RefSeq, a predicted model, not a curated record
CUCUCAUCUGCAUUGCAUUCUCAUGAUUUUGUCUCUCCACAUUCCUUCCUAUUAUUUCAUGGAUGAGAUUCAAACACAUAAAUCUAUGGAUAUUUUGGGUCUGAGAAAAUUCAGAAGUGGUCUUCUGUUUUUUUCUUUUUUUUGUUACAACACAAAUAGUCAUUUCAUCCACUGUAAUUUCCACUGUCUCCCUAUCCUUUUUUUUUUUUCUAAUUCCCAGCAGAUUUUUCCAAAUCAAAAUCAUGGGUUUUUCUCAUUCCUCUUCAUGGUUCAAUCCAUCUAAAUUCAAUGGAAUUGAUGAUUACUGUCUUAUCAUCAUCUCCUAAGCAGACCCAUUUCGUGUAAUUCAUCAAAAAUCCUACUCCAGAUUUAUAUGGUGUUUUUUCUAGUUCAAUUCCAUUGAAUGGUUAUGAUGAUCUUCAUCCAUGAUUCUUUUGAUGAUGAUGAUGUUGGUGAUGUGAGGAUAGGCGGAUGUUGAUUUCAUGGUAAUUGUGGCAUCACGAUAUGAUGAUCAUGAUGCCGUUGACAGGUUUCAUUCGCAUUCUGAUACGUUGAUGAUCACGAUCUUGGUUUGAGGAUGAUAUUGAUGAAACGAUGUUUAGAGCUUCAGUAAUUCAGCAGACCAAUCUUUUUAUAGCGCCUGAGAGCACCGCCAACGUCUCUGAACUGAAACCGAAGGAACAGGAAUGCUUCUCUCUGUUGCAGAAAUGCAAGAGCAUGGAUGAAUUCAAGCAGGCCCAUGCUCGAACCAUCAAGCUCGGGCUCGAACGUGAUGCUCGUGCAGCCCAUGAACUCAUCACGGCCUGCGCUCUCUCAGCAUGGGGCAGCAUGGACUACGCCCGCUUGAUCUUCGACCAGAUCAAUGACCCAUUGCCAUUUGAUUUCAACACCAUGAUGAGAGGAUACAUCGAUGACAGCGACCCAAUCACAGCACUUCUCUUGUAUAAAGAGAUGCAAGAGAGAGGAGCGAAACCGGAUGCAUUCACCUACCCUCCUCUCUUAAGGGGCUGUGCCCUUCUGUCGGCUCUUCGGGAAGGAACACAGAUUCAUGGGCAUGUCUUUAAGUUUGGGUUCGAAUCCGAUCUCUUCACACAGAACAGCUUGAUCAACAUGUAUGGAAAACGUGGCCAGAUCGAGCAUUCCAGCAAAGUGUUUGAUCAGAUGCGCCACAGGAGUGUUGCUUCAUGGAGUGCCCUCAUUGCAGCCUAUGCUAGAUUGGGCUUCUGGGAUGAGUGUUUGGGUCUGUUUGGGACCAUGAGCAGUGAAGGUUGGAGGGCUGAUGAGAGCACAUUAGUCAAUGUCCUCUGUUCAUGUGGCCAUUUGGGUGCCCUUGAUUUGGGGAGGUCCACCCAUGGGUUCCUGAUGAAGACCAUCUAUGGACACAAUGUCAUUGCAGAGACGUCACUGAUUGACAUGUACAUCAAAUGCGGGCGCCUGACGAAAGGGCUAUCUCUCUUUGAGAGCAUGCCCAAGAAGAACAUAGUGACUUACAGUGUCAUGAUAUCCGGCCUUGCGAUGCAUGGCGAAGGCAGGAUGGCCCUGCAGCUCUUCUCGGACAUGAUCACAGAAGGGAUAAAACCCGACAAUGUUGUCUAUGUGGGCGUUUUGAGUGCUUGUAGCCAUGCAGGGCUGAUUGAUGAGGGUCUCCAGUGCUUUGAUAGACUGAGAUUCGAGCACCGGAUAACCCCCACAAUUCAGCAUUACGGAUGCAUGGUGGACCUGUUGGGCCGUGCCGGGAUGCUUGAUCAAGCACAUGAGCUGAUCAGGAGCAUGCCCAUGGAACCAAACGACGUAGUUUGGCGUUGCCUGCUCAGUGCAUGUAAGGUCCACAACAACCUCGAAUUGGCAGAAUCCACCAGUAGACAUCUAUUCCAAUUAGACCCACAUAAUGGAGGCGAUUAUGUCCUUCUAUCAAACAUAUAUGCGCGGUCCCUACGGUGGGAUGCCGUUGCAAAGAUCUGGACGGAUAUGGUGCGUAGAGGCGCGGUUCAAACACCUGGAUUUAGUAUGGUAGAGGUGAGGAGGAAGUUGCACAGGUUUGUUUCACAGGACAUGUCACACCCCAAAAGCUAUGAAGUGUAUGAAAUGCUGCAUCAGAUAGGCUGGCAGCUGAGAUUUGAAGGCUACUGCCCUGAUACAUCCCAAGUACUGUUCGAUGUCGAUGAGGAAGAAAAGAAAAGGCUGCUCUAUGGCCAUAGCCAAAAGCUCGCGAUAGCUUUUGCUCUCAUAUCAACCAGCCAAGGUUCGCCAAUCAGAGUAGUUAAGAACCUUCGAAUGUGUAACGACUGUCAUGAUGUUACCAAAAUGAUUUCAAAGAUCUUUAAGCGGGAAAUCUCCGUUAGAGAUCGAAAUCGAUUCCAUCACUUCAGGGAUGGGAGAUGCUCAUGUGGAGACUACUGGUGAAUGGAUUGUCUAUUUCAUUUUCAAGAUGGAUUCUUUCCUCUUUUUUCCUGGCCUCCAACUGAACUGAACUUAUUUUUUCUUGUAAAUGCUGCAACUGCAAUGUGAAAAACGUCGAUCGCCACAAAUACAUAUUGCCUCUGUAAUUCUAGGAACUAAAUGAAUAAAAUCAAGAUGGUAUGUGAUGUAGAA